AUGCCCCUCACCUUACUUAGUGCAGCACCUUUACGGUCCGCUAUUGGACCCAUUCACCAUGCCCCUCUUGCUGCCAAAUAUCGAUAUUCUCCUCUUGCCACCGCAUUACCCGGAACUGCGCCAGCCGUUACUGCUCAAGCUACUGCAGAUUACCUCACGACAAUGUUACAGAUGAGCCAGAUGAACGCGCUUGCUGCCUGA
Molecule: messenger RNA, 201 nt
Organism: Strongylus vulgaris
Lineage: Eukaryota; Metazoa; Nematoda; Chromadorea; Rhabditida; Strongylidae
Source: the annotation of a GenBank genome assembly